AUGGUCCUCACGCACACAACCAACCACACCUACGCCCACCCGUUCCCGACCGUGACGCUGGCCUUUUUUCUGCGGUACUGCUCGCCGCAACUGAACCCGUUUGCCAGCCAUGUGCUCAGCACCGACACAAUCGAGUCGUACGUGGACCCGGCCACGGGCCGGAUGCACACGACGCGCAUCCACCUCAAGAAGUCGCGCCUUCCCCCUGCCGUCAUGAAGCUGCUCCCGGCCUCGCUGACAGGCGGCACCUCGGACAAGGCGUCGUACAUACUCGAAACGAGCGUCGUCGACAUGCGCGAGGGCUGGAUGGCGACCGAGAGCCGCAACCUCAACUUUGUCGGCGUCCUCUCCGUGGUGGAGCGGCAGAUGUACACCAUGCCGAAACAGCAGCAAAAUGCUUCCUCCCCGUCGGAUACAACGGACGUCGAGACCAAGGUGGUUUUCCGGUCCCGGCUGGGCGAACGGAUCCGGGACCGGCUCGGCCAGGCGCAGGCGCAGGCGGAGGCGGCUGUGAGUGACGCCGCGAAUAAUGGCGGCGGCGGCGGGUUCUUCGCUAGACUCGGGGCCCGCGGCAUCCAGCGCAGCAUCGAGACGCUUGCGUCCACCAAGACGCAGGACCAACUGGGCAAGAGCCGUGAGGGCAUGCGCAUCAUCCUCGAGAGGCUGCGGCAGACAGGCAUCAUGGGGGUGCUGGAGCUGCGAAAGAUGGCCAGGGAGCGGAGUUCCGAGGCCGCUGCUUGA
Molecule: messenger RNA, 741 nt
Organism: Canariomyces notabilis
Lineage: Eukaryota; Fungi; Ascomycota; Sordariomycetes; Sordariales; Chaetomiaceae
Exons: 1
Coding region: 1-741 (246 amino acids)
Biological process (GO): phospholipid transport
Cellular component (GO): mitochondrial intermembrane space
Molecular function (GO): phosphatidic acid transfer activity
Source: RefSeq, a predicted model, not a curated record